GCGCGAUGACGCAUCGAGCGCGACGCGGGGCGGCCCGCUGAGGGAGCGGCGGCAUGUUGCAGCCGCGGCGGCCGCUCGUCGGCCUCGUCGCCCGUUGCGCCCGUAUCGCCCGCCUGGGCCCCCGCCCGCCCGGGCCCGCCGAGGGCCCCCCCGCUCCCGGCGGCCAGGCGGGGGGCGGUGCGGGGCGGCGGGGCCUGCUGGGCCUGUUGGCGCGGCAGUGCAGCUGCGUGACGGGGCAGCGGGCGCGGCGGGCCCGGUACCGCGGCGGCGGUAGCGGCGGGGACGGGGCGGCGGAGCGGGCGAGGCGCGGCGGCGGCGGCGGGUGGUGGUGGUGGUGGUGGUGGCGGGGGCAGCUCCGAGGCCGCCCCGCCUUCGCCGCUACCGGCCGCCUCAUGGCGACCCUGGCCGGUGUCUUCGUCUGGGACGGGCAGCGCAUCGAGGAGGAGGAGCUGCAGCGGUCUGCGCAGGAGAUGAAGCACAUGGAGAACAUAUCCAGCCUGUUACAAGGCAGCAGCCCGGGCGAGUAUCAACGACUGGAUCCCAAAUCGGAGCGAGAGGCGGUCGCCGUUCCCGGGGAGCAGCCCUGGGAGAUGAUCAUGGACAAGAAGCACUUUAAACUCUGGCGGCGACCGAUCGAGGGCACCCACUUAUACCAGUACCGAGUGUUUGGCUCAUACACAGACGUGACGCCCCGGCAGUUCUUCAACGUACAGCUCGACACUGAAUAUAGGAAGAAGUGGGACUCGCUGGUCAUCAAAUUGGACGUAAUCGAGAGAGACCUGGCCACUGGAUCGGAAGUGAUUCACUGGGUCACUCAUUUCCCGUACCCUAUGUACUCGCGAGACUACGUAUACGUCCGACGGUACAGCGUAGACAAAGAGAACAACCUGAUGGUACUAGUGUCGCGGGCAGUGGAGCAUCCGAGUGUCCCUGAAGACCCCGAGUACGUUCGAGUCAGAACCUACGAAUCCCAAAUGGUCAUCCGUCCGCACAAAACCUUCGAUGAGAACGGUUUCGAUUACUUGCUGACCUACAGCGACAACCCGCAGACCGUGUUUCCCCGUUACUGCGUCAGCUGGAUGGUCUCGAGCGGUAUGCCGGAUUUCCUGGAAAAACUGCACACGGCAGCCCUGAAAGCUAAAAAAAUGGAAAUCGAAGUGCGGGACUAUAUGUCUGCCAAGCCCAUCGAGAGCGGCGGCAGCGAGGGGAAGGCGAGUAUGGCCGCAGCGGAGCACAAGAGCGACGGAACCCGCGGCCCUGCCCAGCUGGAAUACGCCUGAGGAGCCGAACCUCGGAUUCUCCGGUCCCGGGACGCGGAGCCGAGCUCCGGAGAAGGACCCGCGCCGUGCCGCAACGCCGCCGCCGGAGCUUCGUUCGGUUUUUCCCUCCCCGUCUCAUCUCCAAAGCUCUGCUCCCUCGCCAAGACGGGGCUCCCGUCCCCCGCGCCGUGUGUGUUCGUGGCCAGGCCGAUGAAAUCUCAUGUCGUGUAAUCGUUUCUUUGUACCGGUAAAUAUUUCCCCGCCCAGAAAGCAAAAAGAUUAUCCCCCUCCCCCCAAAAAAACCCCAACCAUUUUAGGGAUACCCCACCCUGCCCACUCCCUCGUUUUUUCAUCCCCCUUUGGACUUUUGAUCCCAAAUAUUUUUGGGUCUCGCUUUUGUACCGUGGCGGCUGGAUGAGGAUGCUCCGUGUCACCGCCUCGGCGUGGGGUUCCCCCCCCCCCCACCAAAAGACCCUUCGACCUCAUUCUGCUAGGGUGGGGGGUGACCUGAACUGGUAAAACUGGGGGGGAAAUGCUAUUUUUGGGGUGGUUUUUAGCUGCUGGUUUGUUGUAGGGGAGGGUAGAGCUCAUGGAAGUGGGGGGGCACCUUUCUGCGGGUGCUCAGCUGGGCCCCAGCGACCCCCCCACCGCGGUUUGUGGUGUUACCGGGGCUGAUCCCGCCGGGUUGCGGCACGGGGGGGGGGUCAGCGUCGGCCUUUUUGGGGUGGGGGAAAGCUGUAGGAGCAGCAAAAUACUAAUAAAUCAUCUGUCAUAGCCA
Molecule: messenger RNA, 2037 nt
Organism: Grus americana (Whooping crane)
Lineage: Eukaryota; Metazoa; Chordata; Aves; Gruiformes; Gruidae
Gene: STARD7
Product: StAR related lipid transfer domain containing 7
Exons: 8
Coding region: 54-1280 (408 amino acids)
Molecular function (GO): lipid binding
Source: RefSeq, a predicted model, not a curated record